Fraxinus pennsylvanica is the source of this 2751-nucleotide messenger RNA. Lineage: Eukaryota; Viridiplantae; Streptophyta; Magnoliopsida; Lamiales; Oleaceae. The record is from the annotation of a GenBank genome assembly.
AUGAACUUCAGUCAACUCUUUUCAUCAUCAAUUUUUACAGUCCUUGUAUUCCUUAAUCUGUUGUUUCUACAAUAUAUAAAUGCAGUUUCUGUACUUGGAAAUGAAACAGAUAAACUAGCAUUACUCGACCUGAAAUCCCAGAUAAACGAUGAUCCUCAAAGAAUCUUGGCAUCCUGGAAUAGCUCUUCUCAUUUCUGCAACUGGACAGGAGUAAUAUGUGGGCACGGACAAGAAAGAAUUACGGGUUUGAAUCUCAAAGGGCAAAAACUGGAUGGAACCAUUGCGCCACAUAUAGGAAACUUUUAUUUUCUUUACAGUCUUGACCUUUCGGACAACUACUUUCGUGGUGGCCUUCCUGCGGAACUUGGCAGCCUUGGAAGACUUCAAAUCUUGAACUUAAGCAAUAACUUCCUACAAGGGCAAGUUCCAGCUAGUUUAUCUGGUUGUACUAACCUGUCAAGUCUUGUGCUAAGAAAGAAUUUUCUCAUAGUAAAGAUUCCAACUGAAAUUUGGUCGCUCCAAAAGCUUGUGAAACUCGAUCUCAGAAGCAACAAUCUUACAGUAAACAAGUUCUUUGGUGAAUUUCCCCCUCAACUCUACAAUUUGACAUCACUUGAAGAGAUAAGUCUGUCUUAUGACAGCUUCACAGAUUCACUCUCCAAUGCUUCAGCUCUUGAAGGGAUUGAUGUCCUGCAGAACAAUUUCACUGGAAAAGUGCCACUGAGUUUAGGAAGUUUACAUAACUUACAGGUCUUCAGUGUUGGGUAUAACCUUCUGGGAAGUGGUGGAAGCGAUGACUUGAACUUUGUCAUUUCUCUGACGAAUUGCAGCAAUUUACAGUUCCUGCAUUUUGGAGGCAAUCAGUUUGGAGGUGUUUUGCCACGUUCAAUUGGCAAUCUGUCAACCCAAUUGACUCAACUGUUUUUCGAGAAGAAUAGAAUUGGUGGCAGCAUUUUCAAGGAGAUAAAAAAUCUUAAGAAUCUGUAUUUCCUGUCUGCGUUUGAAAACAAUUUAAUUGGUGCCAUUCCUGAUUCCAUUGGGAUGCUUUCCAGCUUGGGAAAGGUUUAUCUUAAUGGCAACAAAUUGACAGGUGAGAUCCCAUCCUCAUUUGGGAAUAUGAGUCAGCUGCAGCAUCUUUUUCUGUUCGAUAACAACUUGACAGGAACCAUACCGCUGUCUUUGGUAAACUGCAAUCAACUUGACAUUCUAUAUCUGAACAACAACAAUCUGAGUGGCACCAUAGAGCCACUUAUGGAAAUCUCAUCUUUAUUGGCCUUCAAUGUGUCUCGCAACUCAUUGACAGGUUUCUUGCCAGUAGGCUUUGGGAACUUGAGUCAACUUGUUGAUAUUGAUUUGUCUCACAACAAAUUUUCUGGGGAGAUUCCAAAUGCCAUAGGUAAAUGUCUGUCCAUAGAUGGAAUGUGGAUGCAAGAUAAUUUGCUACAAGGAUCGAUUCCUUCGCUGGAAGAUCUACAAGCACUUGUGUACUUAGAUCUCUCAAGCAACAACCUAUCAGGUGAAAUUCCAAGGUACUCUGCAAAUAUCUCCUCUUUAAUUCAAUUGAAUCUGUCAUUCAACAAUCUAGAGGGUGAGGUGCCUGUCCAAGGAGUUUUUUCCAACCUUAGUGCACUGAAUAUUAUUGGGAAUCCCAAUGUUUGUGGAGGGAUCCAAGAGUUGAAUUUGCCCAAAUGCAGGACGCAAAAACCUCAAAAAGCAGACAAGAAGCAUUCCAUUUCUCUGAAGUUAAUAUUGUCAAUAGUCAGCACAGCAGCAAUUGCCGUUUUAUCAUUGAUCUUGCUCUUACUAUAUCGGAUAAAAUAUUGGAAGAAAGGACCUCGUUCGACAUCUCCAUCUAUGCAAUUCUACCAAAAAAUUUCCUAUGACGAGCUCCUCAAAGCAACUGCUGGAUUCUCUUCGCAAAACUUGAUAGGACCGGGUGCCUUUGGGACUGUUUAUGAAGGAACUCUUGGCUCAGAUGGAUUAACCGUGGCAGUUAAAGUACUGAACCUUCGACAGACAGGAGCUUCAAGAAGCUUUCUUGCAGAAUGCCAGGCCCUGAGAAACAUUCGGCACAGAAACCUUGUCAAGGUCAUAAAUGCUUGUUCAGGUUCUGAUUUCCAAGGGAAUGAAUUUAAAGCUCUCGUUUAUCAGUUUAUGCCGAACGGAAGCUUAGAGAAGUGGCUGCAUUCUGAAGGGAACAACCUUAGGUUAAGCAUUGUUCAGAGAAUUAACAUUGCAAUACACAAUGUUCUUCUUGAUGACAAUCUCACAGCUUAUGUAGGUGACUUUGGUCUAGCUCGGCUGCUUCCAAUGGAAGUUAUUUCACAACAGUUUUCCUCACUUGGGAUUAAGGGAACUAUUGGAUAUGCAGCUCCAGAAUAUGGCAUGGGAUCUCAAGUAUCCACUCAGGGAGAUGUCUACAGUUAUGGAAUUCUUUUAUUGGAGGUUUUCACAGAUAGAAAGCCGACCGAUGAACUGUUCAAAGAAAAUAUGAAUCUUCACCAUUUUGUCAAAAUAGGAUUACCAGUGCGAGUCAUGGAAAUUCUAGAAAAAUCAUCUCUGCGCCUAGAAAAUCAAAGUGAACAGACAGCAUGCUUAGUCUCUAUUCUUGAACUUGGAGUUGCAUGCUCCGCUGAAUCUCCACAAGACCGAAGAAGCAUGGAACAAGUUUACACGGAAUCGAGGAUGAUCAAGGAUAAAUUUAUUAAAGCUGGACUGAAUGAAACAGACAGAAAUUUGGGUGAGAAUUAA